Messenger RNA from Penicillium waksmanii, 381 nucleotides. RefSeq lists its product as uncharacterized. The coding region runs from base 1 to 381 and encodes 126 amino acids. The transcript is spliced from 2 exons. The record is from RefSeq and is a predicted model, not a curated record. Lineage: Eukaryota; Fungi; Ascomycota; Eurotiomycetes; Eurotiales; Aspergillaceae.
AUGCGCCGGUCGAUCAAGCAGGUCCCAGCCCGCCUCCGAAUACUCCUGGUCCCACGACACCUUCACCAACGAAUCGGGUUGCUUUCCAUCCCUUGCCAGAUAGGCCUAGCCCUAACGCACUCCCACUACCGCUUCGGGGAUGCAGCGACUCAUCGUCUUAUGCUUCAAGUCUUAGCUCUCGAGCUGGCUCCGCAGUACCGGGCAGGUAUCCUCCCCGAUACGCACCUACUGAUCCUGGUUCUCAACACGGUAGUCUUCACGAGAUCCAUGUCAGCGAAUCUGCUGGUAUUCAAGAUAAUCAGCGGCGAACACUACGAUACAAAGGAUGAGCACAUCGCUCCCGACUCGCCCUGUCCGGCAUGGCUCGCCUCGGGGCAAUGA